Molecule: messenger RNA, 1764 nt
Organism: Diatraea saccharalis (sugarcane borer)
Lineage: Eukaryota; Metazoa; Arthropoda; Insecta; Lepidoptera; Crambidae
Source: the annotation of a GenBank genome assembly
GUUUGUAAAUGGUGGCAGCGGCGUUUAAUGUUGUUAAUGUCAAAUGAUAAAAUAAAAUUGUGAAUAAAUCUAAUACGAUAAUUUUUUAGAAUGUCGUCAGAACCUUCACAGAAUAAGACAUGGGAACUAUCGUUGUACGAAUUACACCGUACGCCGCAGGAGGUGAUCACAGAUGCAACAGAAAUUGCAGUGUCUCCACGAAGCCUGCAUAGUGAAUUGAUGUGUCCUAUCUGUUUGGAUAUGCUAAAGAAGACUAUGACGACAAAAGAAUGCCUUCACAGAUUCUGCUCAGAUUGUAUAGUUACAGCUUUACGUUCUGGCAACAAGGAAUGUCCUACAUGCAGGAAAAAAUUAGUGUCUAAACGGUCGCUACGACCAGAUCCCAACUUUGAUUUGUUAAUAUCAAAAAUAUACCCAAGCAGAGAUGAAUACGAGGCUCAUCAAGAAAGAGUAUUGGCAAAACUCAGCAUGUCACAUUCUCAGGCAUCAUUAGUGAAUUCAAUCACGGAAGGAAUUAAAAUGCAAUCUCAAAACCGACCACAAAGAUCUCGGAAGAAUCACGAUGACAACAGCAACCCUUCAAAUUCUAACGGAAACCCCGAAACUACACCAAGUAACAAUGGUAGCAGCUCCACUGGUAAUGGAACUGCUCCGAAAGAUGGUGCUUCAACAACUGGAAAUCCCACCCCUCCUGGUCAAUCCACUUCUAACCCUGCUUCAGUCAGAAGUACUCCCUCUCCAGUGCUUUCUAGUGUCAGUUCUGUGUCAAAAAACACAAGCACAACUAAAAGGGCAAAGUCUAUUCUCACAUCUGAAAGAAGUGAAGAAAGUGAAUCAAGUGAUGGAAGGACAGAAGGUGAGAAUUCAAUGGACACAGAAAGUGAAAGUGAACCACUGAAUCCCAACGAAAUAGAGCUGGUUUUUAAGCCUCACCCCACCGAGAUGACAGGAGACAAUCAGCUCAUGAGGGCUCUCGGUGACAGCUCUAUCAGAUACUUGAAAACUGUUGCAAAUGCAUCAGUGGAUCACUUGAGUAAAUACUUGGCAAUGCGUCUAACUCUAGACCUGGAUGCUGAAUUGCCGGAAGCAUAUCGCCUGCUCAACUUCUGCAUUUAUGUGGCACCCUCUCCUGGUCAGUUUGUGCCAUUGGCUGGCUCACAAACUCUGAGACAAAUCAAUGAUAAGUUUUGGAAGGUUAAUAAGCCACUGGAAAUGUAUUACUCCUGGAAGAAAACCUAGAAGUAAAUGACAUUUUAGCUAUUAUAUUUGUAGCUAAAAUGGGGCAGAAGUAAUAGUGAUAAAUUUAGUGAUAGUGAUAACAAAUUAUUAUAUUAUUUAUGUUUUAAGGAUGAACGAGAUAUGGACUCUUUUUAUUUAAAUGUGAUAUAGUAAUGGAAUUUAUUAAAAAAUUAAUUUAGUAAAAAAGAAUUCCGAAUAUGAAAUUGUAUUUGAUGUAAAAAAGAAUCUUUUUAUCAGUAUUUUAUCUACUCAGAUUUAUUUUCAACAAUAUGCUUGCGUAGCUCUUUUAGCUUUCCUAAAUAGUGGGAAAACUAAUUUAAUUGUUGGUAUAAUUUUACUUAAAAUACAAAAACACAAUGUCUAUGAAAAGCAAUGUUUUUUUAUUAAUAAUUAUGUAUACCUUAUUUUUUUGUAUUUGAACAUGCAAGUAGUUGGUAAGAUUCGUGGAAGUAACAUUGAUAUUUUUUAACAAUAAUAAUGUAACUAUUGCCAGGCAAUUAUUUUAAUAAAGUUAUUCGUAAUUCU